Molecule: messenger RNA, 5235 nt
Organism: Rhagoletis zephyria (snowberry fruit fly)
Lineage: Eukaryota; Metazoa; Arthropoda; Insecta; Diptera; Tephritidae
Gene: Ppa
Product: F-box and leucine rich repeat protein partner of paired
Biological process (GO): SCF-dependent proteasomal ubiquitin-dependent protein catabolic process
Cellular component (GO): SCF ubiquitin ligase complex
Molecular function (GO): protein binding
Source: RefSeq, a predicted model, not a curated record
CCAAACGUACAUACGUACAUUCAUACUUAUACAUAUUCUAAAGGCGCAGUAUUUCAGGAAAAAUAACAGAGAAUAGAGUUUCGAAUUUCUUAUCUGGUUUUCUUUUAAGGGGCAAACGCGGCGAUAUAGGCAAGCGUUCAGCAGCAGCGCUUAGAAAAAGUACCCAGUAGGUAAUUUGGGCAGAGUGCGAAAUUCAAAGGCGAAGGCAAUGCCAAAGGCAAAGCAAUCCACAGACAUACAAUACUUGACUGCUGUUUAUCUGAGAGCAGCUAAACAUAUACACAUACAGGAUACAUUUGAAUGGGUUGGUGAGGAAAUUCAGCCAUUAUUCUCAGGCACGCACACACACACCAACCCAGAAAGAAAAUGUUUGUGAAGCGCUCUUUCGGCGUGAGUUUCUUGAAUUCACCUCAAUGGCUGAAUAGCGCGAAUGUACUCAGAAGAGCGCCGAGUGACCGUGUUUACAUGCGCGUCGGUGUACAUGCUAUGUACAUGUAUAGGUGAGUUCAACGCUAAUACCAAAGGUCUUUCAGUUAUAAACUAAAACGCAUAGAGUCGGCGAGUUUAGUCUGUGAAACAUUACCACCCGGUGCGGUUGAAAGCAAAAAAAAGCGUUGUCGGCAAACUGGAAAGUGUAACUCAAAAGUUGAUAAACACCGCUGUACUUUACUGUUACUAUUUCAAAUUUGAUAAGCAGUUAUUUGAAUGAAAAUAUGCGAAUUCUCUAAUCAAUUAUGCACUAGUCGCGUCGCGUAAUAAACAACAAAAUAAUCAAAGCUAAAAAAUUGCAAAUAAGCCAAAAAGUAUUUUUCAAUGCUACAAUUUUGAACUGCUGUGCUUUAGUAUUGCGAUACCUUGUCGAGUAAUCAGUCGAAAUCACAUAAGUAAGAACAAAAGUAACAGCAUAAGCAACAGUUAUAAAAUAAAUAAACUGGGAAGUGUAGAAGCGCCGAUAAACGGCAAAAGAUAAGCCAAUCAGCCAGCCAAACGCGCGCGCUGUUUUGUUACGUUUUCUCGUGUCGUAUCAAAUCGCAUUUAAGCGCGUCGCAUCGCAUCGCGUCGAGUCGCGCCAAGUGUGGCUCUAAAUCAACUAAAUACAUGAGCAAGAAGAACAACAACGACAGCCGACGUCACUUUGUGUAAAUUGCGCCCCCUUGCGCAAGUCGAAUCGAAUUAACUGACAUCGCGUUCGUAGCGUAUCGCGUCGCGGCGUCCAACUGCGUUUCUAAAAAAAAAAAAAAAAAAAUACAGAAAAUGCGUCGCAUUUGAUACAGCGUCUUACAAAUCGCGCUAUCUCCGCCACUGUGCGCUACUUAAGUUCCAAAGUAUUCAAUUGGAUUAAGUUGACCUUCAAAGCCAAUUGUAGCCGUACAGCAAAUAUCACAAAGCGUGCCGCAGUAGGCCUCACGUCCAGCGCAUUCAUCUGUUACUUCCCCUCCAUCUACAUUACACUUUGUCUGAACGCGGCACUUCGAGCAGCGCUUGACGACAUGGCCACAAAUACAGAAAUUUUACCCUUUCACCAUCAUACGACAAUUUCUCUACAAACUGCCGCUGCGCUAACUAACUACCAUGGCGGUGGUGGUGGCGGCGGCACGGGAGGCGGUGGCGGCAGCGGUAGUAAUCAUAACGGCGGUCCAGCUGCUGGCUCUGUACUUCCAACCGCUACACAGUUGGCUGCUGCCGCUUGGAAUAUGGAAGAUUGCCUCUACCAACAGACUGAAUUGCCCGCCCUCACACAGCGCGCACACCAUCUGCUGCGCUUCACACCCUAUGCAUUGCAUCAUCGCCCCCAACUGCAGACACUACCACCCGCGUUGUACCUCCAGCAUGCCGCGGCAGCUGCUGCCGCUGCGGCCGCACAUGCGCAACACCAUCAUCAUCAUCACCACCACCACCAGCAUCGACCUGCGUCGCCGGAGAGUCCGCCACCUAUUGAGGGUACACACAUUAGCAAUCUCUUUCCCGAAAUACUCGAGAUGAUCUUCCAAAAGUUGACCGUGCGCGAUUUGGGACGCGCGGCGCAGGUGUGUACCGCUUGGCGCGACGCCGGCUAUGCCAAGAGCGUGUGGAAAGGUGUCGAAGCCAAGUUGCAUCUGAAGCGCUCCAGUCCUAGUCUCUUCAAUUCGCUGGUGCGCCGUGGUAUCAAGAAGGUGCAGAUACUCUCGCUGCGUCGUUCGCUAAAGGAUCUCGUGCUCGGCGUGCCAUCACUAGUCUCGCUCAAUUUGAGCGGUUGCUUUAAUGUUGCCGAUGUUAAUUUGGGUCACGCCUUCUCCGUAGAUCUGCCAAAUCUCAAAGUACUCGAUUUGUCGUUGUGCAAACAAAUCACCGACACGAGUCUGGGACGCAUUGCACAGCAUCUGAAAAAUUUGGAGACACUUGAACUCGGCGGCUGUUGCAACAUUACCAACACUGGUCUACUGCUCAUCGCGUGGGGUCUGAAGAAAUUGAAGCACUUAAAUUUACGUUCCUGUUGGCACAUCAGCGAUCAGGGUAUCGGCCAUCUGGCCGGUCUGAGCAAAGAGACAGCCGAAGGUAAUCUGGAGCUGGAGUAUCUGGGUCUGCAGGACUGUCAGCGGCUCAGCGACGAAGCGCUCGGUCAUAUAGCACAAGGUUUAACGUCACUAAAGUCCAUCAACCUGAGCUUCUGUGUCUCUGUCACCGACAGCGGCCUCAAGCACUUGGCGCGUAUGCCCAAACUCGAACAACUCAAUCUACGUUCCUGCGACAACAUCUCCGACAUCGGCAUGGCAUAUCUCACCGAAGGCGGCAGCGGCAUCACCUCACUCGAUGUCAGUUUCUGCGACAAGAUCAGCGAUCAGGCGCUCACACAUAUCGCACAGGGUCUGUAUCGCCUGCGUUCGCUCAGCCUGAAUCAGUGCCAAAUAACCGAUCAGGGUAUGUUGAAGAUCGCCAAAUCACUGCAAGAACUCGAAAAUCUCAAUAUUGGACAAUGCAGCCGCAUAACUGACAAGGGGCUAGAGACAUUGGCACAAGAUUUGGUGAAUUUGAAAACGAUCGAUUUGUAUGGUUGCACGCAAUUAUCCUCGAAGGGCAUCGAUGUGAUUAUGAAGUUACCGAAGUUGUUAAAACUAAAUCUUGGACUGUGGCUCGUAAGAUGAUGCGUUCAACGCGGCAACAACAACAACUACAAUGUAUGCGCAAAGUAUGGUUUUGCGCAACAAAGGCGACUAGAGUCUACUUCAAAAUUGAUUGGAUGGAUUAAAAAAUUGGUUAAACGGAUUCAUGGGCGUAACAAAAGACGAGUAAUUGAGGGGAAGGCAAAAUUGAAGCGGCAAAAGAAGAAUCUAAAGCUUACGAGUAUGAUGUGUGCUAGCGAUGUGAAGUUAUUUACGAAAUUGAACUCAACUGCAUUACAGACAUUCGAUGAUGGCCAAGUAAUAACCAAAAAUUAUGCUAAUGAACUCAAGAAAGCAUUCGACUUUGGAUUACAGUGGCGAGACAUGGAUGCUGAUGCGCAGCUGCUAGCAGCGCAGCUAUAGGAGGAGUCAAGCCUGCGCAAACAAUGGGUCUGCGAACGCACGACCGAGCGGCUGAGACCCUGAAUCGGGCGCUAUAAUUACUAUACAACUGCACACAUACAGAAGGGAGCAAACGCACGAGUACGCGCAUGCAAAAGUACGCAAACACAGGCAGACAAACUUCGAUGCUAGGAAGACCCAAACACGGCCAGACACGGCGGAUGGGAAUGGGCAGGAGUGCAAAGGCGUAAAAUGAAACUUUUUGGAAAAGGGUGCAUGCAUAAAAAUGGUAGAGAGAAUAAAAUUCCUAAAAUAAGCUGGGGGGGGGGGGGGNGCAGGAAACAUGUUGAAAAUACUAAAAAGGAGAAAACAGCAAAAGCAAAGCCAACGCACAGACGGAUACAAGAGUGGCUUGUGGCAGCAGCAACAACAAGAACAAGAACAACGACGACAGCAGCAGCAAUAGAGGUAGCCGCAACGCAUGCAUGACUUUCGUUUCCCAUAAACACGCCGUGUACUAAAUUUAAAACAGCAAUGAAGAAUCCAAUAAAAAAGGCGAAUAGCUAAAAAAAUAAAAAUAAGAAUCGAAUAAAAGUAAAAAAAAAAUAAAAGUUAAAAGAAAUAUAAAAAAAAAACAAGCAAAACAAGGCAGUGGCAACGAGAACAGCUACAGCCGAGAAGGCAACAACAACAAAAACAACAACAAUUAACUUGUGCACAACCACGUCAGACACGCAAUGCAGUGCCGUCAAACGUACAGAUAGUCAGUCCAGUCCACUGGUAUUGGGACGGACAACACACCAGCAAGGCAGCCGCGCACAGCCAAGCUGCCUUUCAUGCAGAGAGGCAGACAGACAAACAAGACACACAGAGGCACACAUGGCCACAUUUGCACAAAAGAGUUUGCCUUUUUCUAUAUCCAUGGUACAUAUGUUUGUAGGCAUGUAGUAGUUAUGUACGAAUAUGUGAAUAUGUUGCUGCUCUGGAAUCAUGAUGACUACCGCUAAAGCGCGCAUGCAUGGCUGAGUCUGCCUGCUUUGCUGGUUGUUUACGAACAGCCUGAAUCGCUGGCUGGCUGGCUGGCUGGCUGCCUGACUGACUCACUGGCUGCCUGGUUAGCUGGUGCACCGCUGCAACGGUGAUGAGGCCAGGAACGGGAGACUUGACUUGGCUGGCGCAUGGAUGGCUUGGUUUUGCAAUGGCGUCUGACCGCCUUGUGUGUCCAUAUAUACAUAUAUAUAUAUAUAUAUAUAUGUAUAUACAAAUAUGCAUAUGGGUAUGCACAUAAAGUAUGUACAUAGUAUGUAUGUAUAUUUGAGCUGCGUGCAGACGGUAAACAUUGUGGCAGCAAUAGAAGCGGCGAGCCUUGGUUUUGAGGUGAAAAUGAAGAGUUGCAAAUUUUGCUUUUUGCCGGCAUAAAAUACAGAGUUUAUAAUUAUUUUGAUUACUGAAAUGAAGCGAAUAGGAUGACAGAAAAAGGAGAAGAAGAAGAAGAAGCAUGGCUGUGGAAGCGAGAAGAAGCAGCAUUGCCGGCCGGGCCGUUGAAAAAAAAACACAGAAAACCAGAAGCUGAACAUGGCAGCAAUAAUAUAACUAUAGCAAUAACAACAAGCAAUUGUUAUUGGUUGAUCUCGCGGGUCUUGGUAAAGCAAAGUCACCAACAGCUGUUCAAACUGCAGCCAACAUCAGUCGCAACAGCAACAAUAACGCGACAAAGCGAAACCAAACAGGGAAUAACUGAGCGCAGAACAAA